UUUCUCCGAUUAAUUUUAAGAUUUUAAAAGAAUCAUCAGCGGAUUUACUUAAAGUAAUAUUAAAGAUUCAUAUAAAAAUACAAACGGAUAAAUUUGUGAUUGGAACACGAGAACGAUUAGCUUGCCAUGAACAUUGGAAAGAUUUAGCUAAUAAUUUAUCUGAACGUUUACGUAAUGUCACGGAAAAAAACAAUCAAUUGGAGCGAGAAAUAUCUGGAUUUUAUAAAGGAAAAUACUUGUUUGAAACAUUUGAUAAUUUAUCAAUAGAACAACUUUCUUCAAUAAGAUCUCAGAAACUAGAGAGUGCCCGUUCAGCAUGGAAUUUAUGCUUAUAUUGGAUUAGGGAUAACCAAAAAUUUACUGAUGGACAAGAAUUAUUAUUGGAAGUUCCCGAAAUUAUGAUAACUAUGUGGGAAAAAGCUUUUCAAAAAGAACAAAUCAAUCCUUUUCAGGGAGGAAAAAAAGAUCUUAGAUCUUUAUUAAAAUUAUGGAAAUUUUCUCUACAAACUUUAAGUAAUCAAUUUUUUAAACCAUCAGCGAUUAAAAAUCAAGAGUUAAGUGCCAAUAAAUAUGAUAAGUUCAGAAAUGGGAAUCUAUCUUGUACUUUAAAUAAACUUGAAGAAUAUCUGCCAGAACAACAGGAACAGAUUAGAAGUCUUUAUUCACUUAAAAAUUUAUUGCGUACUCGUUUAAGUGGAAUAAAUGAAUCGAUUAAGUCAUUACAUGAAGAUGAGGAUCUUG
Funneliformis mosseae is the source of this 741-nucleotide messenger RNA. NCBI's taxonomy places the organism in Eukaryota, Fungi, Glomeromycota, Glomeromycetes, Glomerales, Glomeraceae. The record is from the annotation of a GenBank genome assembly.